CGGUUUGUUUUGCCCAUUGCUGAUAGUAGCCUGGGGGAAAAAUGGAGCAUCGGUUGCUGCUGUUCCUGGUUCCUCUACUCUCUGCUUGCACGGGUCUUCAUGCCAACGACCGUCCAGUCAUAGGAAUUCUGUCACAGGAGCUGUCGGUGUACAUGCAGGAGAAGUUUCCAGGGAAUUACACGAGUUACGUCCCUGCAUCAUACGUCAAAUACAUUGAAGCAGCUGGUGCCAGAGUCGUGCCUAUCAAAAUUAAUCGCACUGCAUCUUAUUACGAAAACCUGGUGAACAGCGUCAACGGAAUUUUGUUUCCCGGAGGAGCCGCUAGUUUCACUGCAAUCGGUGGAUAUUCAGCCGCCGCGUGGGAACUGUACCAUCACGCUAUACUAAAAAACCAGGCGGGAGUUUAUUUUCCCGUGUGGGGGACCUGCCUGGGAUUCGAGUUGCUGACCUACCUUGCCGCUCAGCGUGAAGACAUCCGAACAGACUGCGAGGCUGACAACGUGGCCAUGCCGCUUCAGUUCAAGCCAGGUUACAACACCAGUAGGCUGUAUGCAAACGCUUCGGACGCCAUUUUGAAAAUCCUGACGUCAGAGAACGUCACCGCAAACUUCCAUCAUUUCUGCAUCACUGAGGCGAAUCUGACGCAAGCGAAGCUUGACAGUGACUGGCGAGUAACAGCUGUCAACAAAGACACACAGGGUCUGGAGUUCGUAUCCAGCUUCGAACACAAGCAGUACCCGAUAUAUGGCGUGCAGUUCCAUCCGGAGAAGAAUGCUUACGAAUGGAAAAGGACGAAUAACAAUCCCCAUACUGCCAACGCCAUUUUGGUUCAGCAGUACUUCGCAAACUUCUUUGUUAAUGAAGCCCGGAAGAACAGCCAUCAGUUCCCUUCGCCCGAAGAGGAGGACGCAGCGCUGAUCUACAACUACCAGGCAACGUACACUGGGCAGCAUGGCUCCGCGUUUGAACAGUGCUACUUCUUCACAGACUGAUACGCUCUCUUUGUCGUUACAAACAGCUGCCCUUACAACCAUGACAAGACCGAAUUUCAACAUUUCUUGACACAAACACACGAAGUUUUCUAGAAUAUUCAGCUGCUGACGUGAGCUUAUGGGUCGACCCGUUUGGACUACAGAAUCGCCCGACUCUUCCGCCUGAAUAUAUGCUCUAAAGAAGUCACCGAACUUCCUAAUGUAUUCUCUGCUACAGCAAGGAAAUAAACACUAACAAAAUUAAACUGUUUCAAUGCAGGCCGGUCACGGUGGCCGGGAUUAUGGGUUCGAAU
Messenger RNA from Cryptotermes secundus, 1285 nucleotides. Its product is annotated as gamma-glutamyl hydrolase. The coding region runs from base 42 to 992 and encodes 316 amino acids. The transcript has 7 exons. Gene Ontology annotation, cellular component: vacuole. The record is from RefSeq and is a predicted model, not a curated record. NCBI's taxonomy places the organism in Eukaryota, Metazoa, Arthropoda, Insecta, Blattodea, Kalotermitidae. Gene Ontology annotation, biological process: tetrahydrofolylpolyglutamate metabolic process. Gene Ontology annotation, molecular function: gamma-glutamyl-peptidase activity.